Messenger RNA from Fonsecaea pedrosoi CBS 271.37, 2841 nucleotides. RefSeq lists its product as uncharacterized. Gene Ontology annotation, molecular function: phosphate transmembrane transporter activity. Gene Ontology annotation, cellular component: membrane. The record is from RefSeq and is a predicted model, not a curated record. Gene Ontology annotation, biological process: monoatomic anion transmembrane transport; polyphosphate metabolic process; phosphate ion transport. Lineage: Eukaryota; Fungi; Ascomycota; Eurotiomycetes; Chaetothyriales; Herpotrichiellaceae. The transcript has 2 exons. The coding region runs from base 1 to 2841 and encodes 946 amino acids.
AUGCGCAGGUCGCAGCCUCGCUCCUCGUUAGGCCAUUCCCAGUCCCGUGAUCCUGACAUUCGACCUUUCCAGUCCAAAUCACUCGAUCCUACUGCAGCCGGCGGGCCCGCCAUCGAACUCGCGACCUUCGCCGGCGCCGAAUCCUCGAACAGAGGAAGAUACAAGGAUAGAGAGCGGGACGCAAGACAGUCGCAGAGACGGCUCCUCAAACUCGAAGAACUCGCCGAACGAGACGACGAGAUGAAGUUCUCCCACAGCAUUCAGUUCAACGCUGUUCCGGACUGGAGCAGCAACUACAUAUCCUAUAGCAACCUCAAGAAACUCAUCUACACCCUCGAGAAACAGAUCAACCGGCCGGUGGGCGAGACCCAACCCCAAGACGAAGAACACACCUCUCUGCUGGGCGGCUCGCUCGAUCCGGACACUACAUUCAAGCGCAUGCUGGACUCGGAGUUGGACAAGGUCUGCUCCUUUUACAGGUUGAAAGAGCUGGAGAUCUUUGGCGAGCUGGACCAGUUGUUGAAAGAUGUCGAGGCCUACAAGGUCGACACGCGCGAUGUGGACAUGGACGAAGUCGUGGAAGCGGAGAAUCGUCGGAAGACCGUGCGCUCAAACAGCAUAUUCAAUGUCCCUUUCCGUCGACGGAGAAGGGCUUCGACGAUGAGUGUGAGCUUGGAGGAACCCGAGGGCGAGGAUGACAGCGAUAGCGACGCUGAAGACAAUACCGCGAUGAUCAGGAAGCCGACCUCGUCGAACCGUCCAAGGAGUAAAAGCACUUGGAACACUGAUGGAUCGGACCACUCUGCCCUGGCUGAGUCCCGCGAAGACCUACGAGCACCAGACUCGCCCGUGUUUCUUAGGAGGAGACCGAGCUUGGCCAUGGAACUCGAGGCCUCCGACCCCGGCCAUCUAUCGUCGUUGUACGAUUCGGGAAUUAAUCUAAAAAAGCGCAUCAUCAGCACCUACGUGUCGUUAUGUGAGUUGAAGUCCUUCAUCCAACUCAACCACACCGGCUUUAAGAAAGCGGCCAAGAAAUACGACAAGGUGUGCAACCGAGAUAUUCGAAAGGACUACAUGGAGAAGUCGGUCAACCCGUCCUACCCGUUUCAGGAGAAGACCAUGUUUCAUCUGGAUGAGAAUAUCGCGAGGGUGGAAAAGGCAUACGCCGAGGUCGUCACCAAGGGCGACCAGAGCAUGGCCCGGAGAGAGCUUCGACUCCAUCUCCGUGAGCAUGUCGUAUGGGAGCGAAACACGGUCUGGCGAGAGAUGAUUGGUAUCGAGCGGAAAGCUCAAGCGGCCAACUUUGGUAUCAGGCAGACCUUGCUGGGCGGAGUACAGGACCCGUCAAAGGCACGACUGCAGGGUGACCGAGAAGCUAUUGACACAAAGGAAAUCGUUACUCCUGUGGGUCGAUACAGGUGCCCGAAGUGGUUGUUCAGUGGCACCUUGUUCACUCUUCUCGCUAUUCUGGCGGUUUUCCUGGUUCUGCUGUACCUCCCGAUCAUGAAGAGUCCAGAGCAGCAAAAUUGCUUGGCCAUGCUGAUCUUUGUGUCGUUGCUGUGGGCCACUGAGGUGAUUCCCCUCUUUGUCACCUCUCUGCUGAUCCCUUUUCUGGUGGUUGUCCUUCGAAUCAUGCGAUCAGAUGACAAACCUCAUCAUCGACUGAACUCCAAGGAUGCAACAAAGGCCGUCUUCGCGGCCAUGUGGACGCCGGUCAUUAUGUUGCUGCUCGGCGGCUUCACCAUUGCGGCGGCAUUGUCGAAAUACCACAUUGCAAAGAUGAUGGCAACGUUUGUGCUCAGCAAAGCCGGGACGAAGGCCCGCAACGUGCUCAUCACGAACAUGUUUGUCGGUAUGUUCUUGAGCAUGUGGAUCUCCAAUGUCGCUGCGCCUGUGCUGUGCUUCAGCAUCAUUCAACCCAUAUUGCGGAAUCUACCAUCGGAUAGCAAUAUGUCCAAAGCAUUGAUUCUGGGAAUCGCCCUGGCGUCCAACAUCGGCGGCGCUGCUUCGCCCAUUGCCUCACCACAGAACAUUAUCGCGCUGCAGAACAUGAAACCUCCGCCGAGCUGGGGGAUCUGGUUCUUCAUCGCUCUGCCUGUGUGCAUCCUCAGCAUCAUCCUGAUCUGGCUUUUGCUGGUUGUCAGCUUUAAACCUGGCAAAGGGACCACCAUCGUGCCUAUCCGACCGAUGAAGGACAAGCUUAAUGGUGUGCAGUAUUUCAUCAUCCUGGUCACGCUAAUCACCAUUGUCCUGUGGUGUGCUUCUCAUCAACUAGAAAGCGUGUUUGGGGAUAUGGGUGUUAUUGCCAUCAUUCCUCUGGUCUUGUUCUUCGGCACGGGCAUUCUGACCAAAGAAGACUUCAAUAACUUCUUAUGGACGAUCAUUAUCCUCGCCGCGGGAGGUCUUUCUCUGGGCCGCGCAGUCUCCUCAUCGGGGCUGCUCCAUUCAAUUGCCAGGGGUAUCACAGAACGGGUGGACAAUCUGUCCAUUUAUGGAGUCCUCGUGGUCUUUGCGGCACUGGUGCUUGUGGUUGCUACAUUCAUCAGCCAUACUGUGGCGGCACUGAUCAUCCUGCCGCUAGUGGCACAGGUGGGCGAGAGCAUGAAGGAGCCACACCCGAAUUUGUUGGUUAUGGGUGCGGCGUUGAUGUGCUCGGCGGCGAUGGGGUUGCCUACGUCCGGGUUUCCGAAUAUGACUGCAAUCAUGAUGGAAGUGCCUGAAACGGGGGUGCGGUAUCUUCGAGUGCAACAUUUCUUGACCCGCGGCGUCCCAGCAUCUGUGAUUACGUUCGCCAUUGUGAUUACUGUCGGUUAUGGUUUGAUGAUGGCCGCCGGCCUUUGA